AUGGCAGCUCCCCGGCAGAUAAAAGGUAUUCUGAAGAACAAGAACAGCGGGACAGGCAAGGUGGGCCCGGCGGAAGAAGUGCCAGUAGAGACUCCCGAACAAGCGGCACUUGGAUUUCUGGAGGAUGACCCACAGUGAGUAGAUAGAUAGUCAGCUUAGAUUCUUGACACUGACAGUCAGGCUAGGUAGCUAUGGCUAGCUAGCUAUUCCAGCUUGUUAGGAUUGGGCGCUGCCCUGGCUAAAAACUUUAUGGACUUGCUAACGUUAGCUAGCUAGUUAACGUCGUCAGCAAUGUUCCAGCGGGUUGCACAUAAUUAUAAGGCAGCUAGCUAGCUGUCAGACUUGCUUUCCAAUUUCCUCAUCUUGUUCUUUAUAUGGCUGUUCACCUUAGUUACUUAGUUAGCUAGUUUGCCAGUUAAUAUUUACUAGCCAAUUUGCUAGUUAUUUUGCCCAAGAAGAAACGUUAGAUAACUAGCUAACGUUAGCAACAAUCACAAAUGUCUGCUUGUCAGCUGAGAAAAUGCUAAAAGAUAAAAGCUUAUCCGGCUGCUGACCUGUAAACACGUGUAAAUGUGGCUGUGUCAUCAGGCAACUUGUUAAAGGUUGGUGAAUGGGCAGGCUGGCUAGUUAUGGAAAAAAGUACAUCUAGUUAACUAGCUAUACACUGGCCACAGGCAGUUGGCAUUUGGAACAGCCAUUUUUACCAGCAAAAAACAACUUCCCUAUUUAGAAAAGGCGAAUCGAAUGAAUGGGCUGCAGCAGGAGCUAUUUCUAGAGCGCCCGGUUAAACUGCCAAGAGUUUUUAUUUGUAUAUCUAAAUUGUUAAACUAGUGAGAAACAUAGCUAUGUGAUUAUUGAACAAAAUCUCUGUUUGCUUCAUUUACUAUCAUCCUAAAUUAAGAGAUCAUUAUUUUGCUAUAUACAGGGCUGCCAACUUUUGAAGAAAGCUUGGAGUGAGAUUUCCUUUAAUGAAUCUCAAUGCUACACCCCUAGCUGGGGGAUGUGGGGGUUCCACCCCAGAAAGAAAAUCUGUUUUAAACCUAAUUUCCUGCAAUUCUACAUUUUCAUGUCCAGGGUGGGAUAUUAUAUUUUUUAAAUCACAGGUCAGCUGUAUUCAGGAUUAUUUUAAAGUGUAAUAGAUGGGUUAGUUGACAAUGUCACAAACGAUGUGCACACUUCAAUGGGGCAGAAGUCCAUGUGUUGUUGUGAUUCUGGAUGGCCAGAUAGCUAGCAACAAUGACAAGAAGUUGCCAUGUGGGGAAUUGUAGGUAGCUCGGCUCAGAUAGUUUUAUCUUGUUCUUGGUACCAUGUCUUGUUUUGAUGUCAAGUCUAUGCUAAUAUGGCAAAAAUGUGCUAACUAACCAACAACUGUAACUAUGUAUUUGAGACAACAAGUGCUCAUUGUGCAAAUGUAUUUGUUUUCAAUAAACAUUGGAGAUUACAUAUAGUUUACAUGUUGUCAAUAAUCUAAGCCAACCCUGUCUGUUUUGCUCCAUAGUUGUGCACAACGACUUGGUUUGAGGUUACCCAAAAUGUCAUGCCCAAAUAGUAUGCUAACUGGGGGACAUUGAAUUACAUUGGUUUUUGGUUGGAAGAGGGUAAUAUUAAUGGUUGGUGGCAGUGGCUAACCAUAGGAUGGAUUGCAGUCUCUCCAUGUUCAUAAGAAACAAAUAUGUAAUUAAUUUGGGUGAACUAUCCCUAUAAAAUAGGACCUUAGAAAAUCCUGCCUAGAGGUGGUUCUCCAAGAGGUUUGGCUGCCCACCCCUGAUCUAUUUUUCAACUACUGGGGGUUUGAAUAUGUUAAUCUGACAAAUUACCCCACAUUCAAGAAAAAUCGAAUGAAUAUCAAUCUAAAGGUGGUUGAGGCUGAUUUGCCAUCAUCUUACUCUACAUAGACAAGAUAUUUAGCAUUUAUGCCUACCAUUUCUCCCUAGCAGCUUGUGCACAAUACUAAAAUGACAAAACAGGAUAUUUGAGGUAAGAGGCAUUAGUCUAUAUUUUAGCCCAUUGUAGGGGAUGGGAAUUGUUCUAAUGACUAGCCCUAUCAGCUAUUGUGAAAGACCCGAUAAUAACAUCUCCUGAAGACAAGAUGACAGCCUAAAUCUGACCCACCCAACCAAAACUAGAAUCAGUUACACAUUUGGGUUCACAAUAUGUUUGGGCAAAAUGUUCAUAAUAGUUGUCAGGUCACCCUACCAAAAUUCAUGCUGAAAGCAGCCUUUUUGUUGUUACAGCCUAAUGAACCUAGUGCUAAAUUGACAAUGACUAAAUGAGGUGAAUAUAAUGUAGCCUAUGGAUCUGGGCUAAUGCAAGUGGUGGAUUAACUCACUAGUAGUAGGCUAUAGCCUAUUAUCACAUGCUGUUAUAAGAAAUCAGUCUGGGAUAGGAGUGACAGCAAAUUAAUUUGUUGACAAUUCUGUUUAUCAAAACAGCGCUACAAGUUGCCAUUCUGCUCUUUUGACAAAUGAGUUCAUAAACUUUGAUCAGCGCGUAGAACGAAUGUGCCUGUCCAGUGUGCCAUGGCUGCACUCCACUCUAGUCGUGAGGGGCGUUUCUUUACAAACAUGCAUCCAAUCGCCUUUGUCCCGGUCCUUUGCUAAACCAAUCACAAGCUUCAAUUUGCCGUGGUUCACAGUGCGGUGGCAGAAAGAUUAUUGAUUUCCCGGGUGAAGCUGCCGCAGUUACAAUGCUCGUGAUGUAGAAUUGCAGGCGCAUAUGCUCCGAUUUCAAAACAAUUUGGAGGCACAGUUGAAAAGUUAACGCACUGAAAUACACUGGAUUAAUUAGAAAUAAAAGCAGUACUUAAAAAAUAAAGUACCCCCAUUUUCGUGAUAUCCAAUUGGUAUUUACAGUCAGCGUGCAUGCGUCUGCCCACCACAAGGAGUCGCUAGAGCACGAUGGGACAAGGACAUUCCGGCAGGCCAAACCCUCCUCUAACGACGCUGGGCCAAUUGUUCGCCGCCUCAUGGGACUCCCGGUCACGGCCCGCUGUGACACAGCCUGGGAUCGAACUCGGGGUUGUAGUGACGCCUCAAGCACUGCGAUGCAGUGCCUUAGACCGCUGCGCCACUCGGGAGGCUACACAUCCUUUUUACGUCAAAUUGGUGAUGUUAGUAUUAACGUUCCUAGUCAAUAUGAUGACACGAUCAAUUGCUUAAAGGUGCACUAUGCAGAAAUCGCUUCGCCAUUUCCUGGUUGUUAAAUUUCAAAUAGUUAGCCAAAUUUCAGUUUGUGACACAACAAUCAGGUAUUUAGUGUGAAAAAUCAUUGUACCAUCUAAACCGCUGUGAAAAAAUAUUUUCCAUAACAACAAAUAUUGUAUUUUGAGCUGAUUUUGAAGCUGGUGUACAAAACCAAAAGUAAAAGACGCAAAAACAAAACGUAAGAAUGGGAAACAUAGAAAUAGUGCACAUAGAACAGCUCUACCGCUUCUUCGACUUCAAUGCGAAUGACAGACCCAUAACUCACAUUUACAUUUUAGCAGACGCUCUUAUCCAGAGCGACUUACAGUUAGUGAGUGCAUACAUUUUCAUAAAUUUCUAUGUGAAUUUAGUCGGGUUGCCCAAAAAGUUACUUAUUGCAGCUUUAAAACAGAUCAAUAUCUUUGGUUUUGUACUGUUGAUUUUGUCAUACGCGCUGGGGGUCGCAGGACUUAGAACCAGGCUAUGAUUUUCUUUCUCAAAUGGCACGGGCCAAUGGACAUUUAUCAUUGUUACAGUUGUAUAUAUUAUUAUUUGUAUUGUUUAAUUCACUUCCCCCCCUGCUGCACCCCCUAUGGACAAGUGUUGCAUUACACUUACCGCGUUGGCGACCCACUUCAAUCAAUGCAACACUUAAAUGUAGCUGGCUCUCUUCUACAAGUUGUCCUCUAUCAGGUGAUAUACAAAUUAUUGGCAGAUUCCGUGUGUUUUUUGAGCUGUGCUAGUUUUAACAGGAUGUGCAACCUGAUUUCCCCCCUCUCGCUCUAUUGAUUUCAAUGUGAUAUUUCUGUUUUGGUGACCCCUGUAUCAAAAUCCAACACUCCGAAAUGUAUUGGACUGUCUCUGCAGGUUGUCCUCAAAAAAAUAUUUCCUGUUUCCAUGUUUUUUUAGUUGUUAGUUUCAACAGCGCUUACAACCAGAUACACCCCCCCCCCCACACUUGUCAAAACAUGUAUGUGUAGAUUUUUAUGUUUUCAAUAUAUCACAAACUGUUUCUGCAUAUUGGUUAUUGAUUUGGACAUUGGGAUAUUUAUCAAAAUGUCUUGUCAAUGGAAAGCAGCGACAGCAUCAUUUUCAACUUAAAUUUUAGGAAUAUGAAAUGUGAACAUUAAUUUCCAAUGGUAUUGUACUUAUUCAGGUAAAAACUGCUGAAUUAGUCAAAAAACUGAUUGAUUUUUAUUAUAUACCAGAAAUCACUGAAUCGGGUUUUCCCUGCCUAUUUAGAAGUGUCUUGUCUAACUGAUAUGUUCAAAUCCAGAGUCGUUUUCAAAUCCAGCUUUGUUUUAGUCGUUCGUUAAAAUGUCUGAAAUUAUGUUGGCAUCAGGAAGGUUAUGUUAUGUUACCCAUCCCUAUUCUCCAGCACACAAAUGAUGUACAAUUCGUCGGGGCAUGGACUCUAUAGCAUUCCACAGGGAUGCUGGCCCAUGUUAACGCAAAUGCUUCCCACAGUUGCGUCAAGUUGGCUGGAUGUCAUUUGGGUGGUGGACCAUUCUUGAUACACACAGGAAACUGUUGAGUGUGGAAAAACCCAGCGGUGUUGCAGUUCUUGACACAAACCAGUGUGCCUGGCACCUUCUACCAUACCCCAUUCAAAGGCACUUAAAUCUUUUGUCUUGCUCAUUCACCCUCUGAAUGGCACACAUACACAAUCCAUGUCUCAAUUGUCUCAAGGCUUAAAAAUGAUUAUUUAACCUGUCCUCCCCUUCAUUUACACUGAUUGAAGUGGAUUUAAAAAGUGACAUCAAACAGGGAUCAUAGCUUUCACCUGGAUUCACCUGGUCAGUCUGUCUUGGAAAGAGCAUGUUUUGUAUACUCAGUGUAUUUACACAAUAGCCUUGGAGAUUUCAGACUGGUGAAAGGGUGAGAUUAUGCCUGAAGGCAGGCGCCUCUGAUGCAUUGAUCUCAUCCACUGGCACUUUCACAGCAGUGGCAAGACGAGAUGUCUCAGGAUGAAGCCCCUGCAAAGUCACUGCGCUCCAGUUUGAGUGCUGCGUCCAUCUCCUCUCCGUUCAUCUGUCCCAUGCAAAAUGGCUGAUCUAUCGGCUACAAUGUGACAUUAUACUCUGUCGCUAGUCCUUUUGAGCUGUUAAGCCAUAUCAGAUGUCUUGAUUGUAAACGGUGUGCUUUGAGCUCAAUGAUCGUUGAAAAAAAUUAUACCUGCAGAAAUCGGAGACCCUUCUCUCUUUUAAAAUGGACAACUAGUUGCUUCCUAGUAGUUUUUUUCUCCCCGCAAUUGCAUUUUGAAAUGUUCUAGAGUCAUGAGGGGGGAGAGCGACUUUUUAAGGCUCGCUCAUUAUAGCAGCCGGCCCUAGCAAAACAGGUAGGCACAGCGGCAGGGCAGACCCUUUUUAUAACAGGAAUCAUGAGAAUAAUGCACUUUACUGUUUAACAAAUUCAUGGUUUUAUCCGCCCAAAAAAUGACAUUUUGAUUUAGGUGACCAGGUAGAAUGUGCAGCUUGCACAAGUGCAACGGAUAAAAAAAUGUAACUCGCACAGCCAAGUUAAAGGGUCGCAAAAUGGUCACAGUCUGGAACCCUGGUUAUGAUAGAUUUGCAUUAAGACAUUUUUAAAAUGUGAAUGUCUAUUUCAGACUGUAACAUGCAUCACGCAGGGUGGAACAUCAAUAACUGUCGUUUUUGAUCUCUAAAGUAAUAAUGGAAAUGACAAUCUCUUCAAAAUGAUUGAUUUUGUGUUCAGCCAAACCUUUCCUUCGAAAUGGCUAUCCAUGUUUUGACCUAAGACUUAAACUCAGACUUUUACCAAUAUGUUCACUUUCCCCAAAAAGCUUGCCCAUUUCAUGAAACAUCCAUAACACUUAUUUUUUUGCUUUAUUUCUCCAACAUGCCCAUGUUUAGAAGUCCCCAUUUUGGGGUAUACACAUCAAAAGUUUCAUUUCUAUUUUGUAUGUCAAUUUUGUGAGAAAUUAAAGUUGUGAUUUUGCGUGCAAAUGUAAUGCCCAUAAUGCUGGAAUCGCCCAGAUAUAGAUCUGAUAUGUCUCUGACAAUCUAUUGUGUAGUGAAAACAACAUGUUUUUUUUUGUCACCUUCACCAAUUUGCAUAGAUUUCUGACAUGCAUCCAAUGGGAUAUAGGCCUACAUAUUAUGAAACAAUGCUUUAGUCGGGCUACUGUACCGCAGCAAGCCUGACUGAGCAGUAUGGAUAUGUGCCAUAUCCAAUGAUGUGCCAUGUCAGUCUGAGGCACAGCAGGACAGGGCACGUCCCAUUGAUUUAGCCCAGUGCCAUCGACACAGUCAAACUGCCUGCUGUGCGCCUGACUUAUUGAAAACCUGUGUGCAUGUGCGUGUGCGGGAGAGGUGUGUUUGAGUUAGCAGCUAGGGGAGGCUCUACAGGAUUACUGCAGCAGGGAGCAGAUUUAUUGCCCUCUCCCAUGAUGGCCGGCCUCUCCCUCCAUAAACACGCCCGGGAGGCUGCUUUAUGACAGGAGAGGAGAGGGGAGCGCCAGCAGAGACAGUUUAACGGCUGUAUUUGGCACAGUCUCCAAGUCCAGACAGUGAUGAUACAGAGGACGCCAACUUCAGCCAGAAGCCCAGAGAGCCUACAAUUUGUACCUUUGUAAGGUACAUUCGUUAGCAGGUCUGCUAGGUGCACACUCGAGGAAGAAGUUGCCCUUAACCACAGAUCUAGGGUCAGAAUACACUACCCUUAGUUGCUUAGUCCUAACUUUAACCAUUAGGGGGAUUAAAUGACUGACUCUGUAUGUUAGGUCAGUGCCAACCUCUACCUUCUCCUAGGGCCACAGAAUAAGACCCUUUUUAUUUAAUUGCCACGUUGUUUGUUUCCAAAAUAUACAAUGGGAGUGAAAACUGGGGCACAGUGGAGUCCUAGAUUAAAUCUGACCGGUCUCUAGGGUAAUAUCUGUGGUUGGUUUUAAAUGCCACCCUGAGCUCUCCUCUCUGGUCCCAUUCUUUCAGGAAGAAGUCACAGAAAUGGGACGAGAUGAACAUCCUGGCAACGUACCACCCGGCAGACAAGGACUACGGGAUGAUGAAGAUAGAUGAGCCGAGCACGCCCUACAACAGGUGAGUUUCCCCAUUCAUUCUCAUGAACAGGUAAGGACAUAGUUAUCCAGAGAAUGCAAAAAUUGCUUGCCAGUAUUGGGAAAAGAUAGAACUGUGCCGAAAAGUGUUUUGGACUCGUGUUACAGGGUAAAUCCAUUUGAAUUCAAUCACUUUUUGACAGCACCACUUUUGAUUUGAACGAAGCCUUCCAUAAAUAUUUGCCCAUUUGAAGUACUCAGUGACUUUUUGGACCUGAAUGCCAAAACAUUCAAGAGAUAAAGGUUUUCAAAGUUAACCUAUUUUGCAUACCCCACCAUACCAUGAUAAAUCCUUGUCUUCAUCACUGGAAAAGAUAAACAGUUGAGAUUGAUUUAAUUUAAAAGCUUACAAACAGGGUUGUCAACUAUUUUAUAAUGUCUUGAAAAAACUGUUUUUCUAAUAAAUAAAUACUUUUUUUGUUCAUUGUCAAUUUGCAUAGAUCUUUUUUGGUAUUCACAAAUGUUGUAGCUUAGACCUUAUUUUACAGCAUCUGAGGUUUUAGUGUUCUGCCCGCCAUCGGUUGAGACACAACAUGCUCUUGAAUACCGACUGGGAGUAUUGGCUAGCACUGAAAAGUCAGCACAAACUCUGCUCUGAAGAGCGUUAAGCCCAGAGACAACCAGAUUUUUGCCUAAAAUGUCCUCGUACUUUGUAAAGUUCAUGAUGCUGUUGACCUUAACAAGGUAGCUCCAUAACAUCAAAGAUCCACCACCAUAUUUUACAGUAGGUAGGGGUUAUUUUCUGCCUACGCAUCCGUUUUUCGAUGCCAAACCCACCACGUGGCCAAAGAGUUCUGUUUUCAUGUUAUCUGACUCAUCUCCUUGUGGGACAAUGUUUACGGUAGAUUGCCAAUAUGAAAAGGAAACGCAACACUUAAUUUCAAUGAAUAGUCUCUCGACAGGGAGUUCUAAAUAGUGAUAGCUUGACUGUCAUCCGUCUUUUGUUUGUGGCCAGCAACUUUUAUAUAGAGAUCACCUUGAUUUUUCCUUGCCAUGAGUUUGAAAAUGACAACAGCGUUCUAAGUCCUACGACGGAGGGGCGUGUAUGACAAAUUCAACGGUACUGAACUAAAGAUGUUAAUCUGUUUUAAAGUAAUUGAUUUUAGUGUCAUGAUGACUAUAAACUUUUAUAUUAACAUCACCAAUCUGAGGUAAAAAGGAUGUGUAAAAUCACUGUUUUAUGUGGUGAAAAUGUGAGCUUGUGUAAUAUAAAAAAACAAAAAAAUAUAUCUUUUAAUUGUCUCAUACACCAGAUGGGUGCAGUGAAAUGUGUUGUUUUACAGGGUUAGCCAUAGUAGUACGGCACCCCUGGAGCAAAUUAGGGUUAAGUGCCUUGCUCAAGGGCACAUGGACAAGUUUUCACCUUGUCGGCUCGGGUAUUCGAACCUGCAACCUUUCGGUGACUGGCUCAACUGUCCACAUUAGGGAAAUUGGCGCAAUAUAAAAUAAUUUAAUAUGGCAAAAUAAUUAAACAUGUCAAUUUAGGAUGAUAGUAGUCACAAAUUAUUGCAACAAUGGCAUCUAUUUUUCACUACUUUAACCAUUUAGAGAGUUUAAAGGUCCAAUGCAGCCGUUUUUAUCUCAAUAUCAAAAUCAAAUCACAUUUUAUUUGUCACAUGCGCCGAAUACAACAGUGAAAUGCUUACAAGCCCUUAACCAACAAUGCAGUUUUAAGAGCGAAUACCCAAAAAAUAAAAGUAACAAAUAAUUAAAGAGCAGCAGUAAAAUAACAAUAGCGAGGCUAUCUGGGUAACAAUUAAGUAUCUUACUGCGAUUAUUUUCAAUUAAAAUGGUCAAAACGAAACAAAAAUGGGUUCUUAGCAAAGAGCAAUUUCUCAAGCAGGAAUUUUGCUGGGAGGGAAAACUGAAAACUAGCUGUUGUUGGCAGAGAGGUUUGGAAAUCUCUUUCUUAUUGGUCACAUGUCACCAGGGAGGCCAAAAUGGCAUCCCACCAAAAUGGGCUUAAUUGUCAGGCUGUCUUUUCAAACAACUCUUCCACUGAAAGGGCAUUAUCAUAAUUUUCACAAUUGCACAGUAUUAUUCCAACCUCGUAGUGUGGAAAUGUAGAUAAAGUACAGGAAAAUCACGUUUUUGACUGCACUGGGCGUUUAACCCCGGGCUAAGUGCAGUGUGAACAUGACUAGUGUGAGGUUGAAAAGGUUGAUAAUUUUUUUACAUAAUAUGUUCACCUUAGAUUAGAGGCCUCAGUUCCCAUGAAGCAGUCUUGCAGUGCAGGUUCAGUGGAUUAGUUUCUGCCCUGUCUGGGGGGGGGGGCGCUGCAUAGAAGGCCGCUGCAUAGAAGGUCACCCCUGUGACACUGUUCUUCUCUCCCUCCGCCUCGGUCACUUUACCUCGUUCUCUUUUUCUCUCUCCCUCUUCCUCAGGAUGGUGGGGGACGAGGAGGACGAAGGGGCGCACAGCGACUCCGAGGGCAAUGCGCCCAACGUGAACGACCUGGCCUCGAAGUAAGUCAACAUCACUGACUGGAUAGGUCUGGGAGAGAGGAGGAGGAUCAAAAUGAUUGUUCCUCAAAGGUUUGGAAGGUUAUGACACUUAUCGAGGCUGUAGGACAGGGGUGGGCAAUAAUUUCGGCUCGAGGGCCACUUCAGGAUUUCAAACUUCAGCGGAGGGCCGAGAGAAUUUCUGGCCGAUUUGUUUGUCAAAAGCAAUUUGCAGGCCAGAGAAAGGGCAGUUAUUUUAAAACAUAUAAUUGUUAUUUAAUACAAUUUCUACAUACUUUCUAUCUAGUUUUUUACUCAAACCUCCCCUUGCCAGAUUGAAUGCAUAUGUUUCCCACCCCUGCUAUAGGAGGAGGGUAGUGAUCUGGGUCUUAUGAGACUGAAGGUGGGGACUCACUAUGGUUUAUGGCUUGGAUAUACUGUAUAACAGAAUGUACUCUUUGCAUAUUAUCUGGAUUUUAACUAUUUGAGGUCAAGGGCAUUUGAUGUCCCGCCGUUAACAUGGAGUAUAUGCCUAGAUGGAAUUUCACUCUUGGGGAAAUUGACUGAUCAGCUAAAUAUUUUUUGAGCCCUCCGUAGACCCUCUCACCAGUUGAGUUUACAAUAGAGGUGAAACUGCCGGAGGGGAAUUCUAAGUCAUUUUGAACUCUGCCAUCAAAGACCCUUAAUCAAUCAGCUCAAGUAAUUUCUACCAGUAUUGAGUGAUAUACUCAAUUACAUGCCAAGAAAAGCCGCUCCCCAAACACAAACACAGCCCCGGUGAUAGUGUUUAUUUACGGUAAAUGAUACCAUGUUUAUUUACUAGGGCUGUCAAACGAUUUAAAAUUAUUCUUUGCGUUAAUGCUAUUAAUUGCAAUUCUCAAAUAUGGCCCUAAAUAAUUUUCCAUUUAAAAAGCAGUCUAUUGCGUUAUAGGCAUACUAUUUUCACCAUAAACAACACAAAAGUCACUGUAACAUAAAGCUAUUAAUGCUCCCAAUGUUUAAGUAGGCCUACUCCCUCUUAUCAAUGUUCUUGAAGUUUAACACUUGCGUACACACACAUACACACUGAAGUACUGUUAAAGCUUCCGGCAUUCUAAAUAAGUGUUCUCACGAUUUCCGAUUGACUAUAGGAAAAAAGAACUGGCUCUAUGAAUACAAAGAGCUUUUAAACCUGUCCAACAAUGUUAUGAAUUCCACAGAAGACAGAUCAGCCAGGUCUGAAUUUGUGUAAAAUAUAAUAAUAAAUAUAAUUAGAUCUAGCGUAGGCUACUUAUCCAUGUUCUUCAACAUGAUCUAGUCACAAGCUGCUACUACUAGAAUGUUGAUCAUUUGCUUAAAUCUUUUGACCUGAGAAACAAAAACAGUAGCUAAAUGGAAAGGAUGACCUGUUCUGAUUUUAAAUCAUUGUGGGAAGUUAGUUGAAUCAAGAGGCAUUCAGCCAUGGCAUUGUAAACAUUAUUUUGGUUAGCUAGCUAGCUAACAUUAGCAUAACUAGCUAGCUACUUCUGUACAAAUUUAUGUUUUUGCUGUUAUCAAAAAGAAUACCUGGGAAUAUGUUUAUGGUUGAACUUUCUGUACGUUUUCCUUCAAAAUUGUUGCUCAAAGCUGCGCGCAUAGCGCAGCUUUGAGCAACGCUACCAAGACAGAGUGCACACUGACUGCACAUGGCACAGAGUGUGUUGUGCGCUUAAAAGGGUUAGUGCGGUGAAGAAAUAGAGAUGCGAUUAACGGCAACAAAUAAAUUAAUGGCAUUAAAAAUGUCAGUACUGGCAUAGUAGGAGAUGGCAAACCACCUUAGCACAUUAGCACACAGUCAUUUAUGCCCAGUGAAAACGGCUCAGAUCGAUGCAUCCCAUCAACUCUAAACCCGGGGGAAUGAGGAAAAUGUAACGAGAAAAUGCCAAGAGUGUGCAAAGCUGACAUCAAGGCAAAGGGUGGCUAUUUGAAGAAUCUCAAAUAUAAAAUAUAUUUUGAUUUGUUCAACACUUUUUGGGUUAAUACAUGAUUCCAUAUGUGUUAUUUCAUAGUUUUGAAGUCUUCACUAUUAUUCUACAAUGUAGAAAAUAGUAAAAAUAAAGAAAAACCCUUGAAUGAGUAGGUGUGUCCAAACAUUUGACUGGUACUGUAGCGCUGAGCGAUUUAAGGCUUUUUGAGGUAGGUCGGUUUGGGUUUGAUUAUUAAAAAAUAAUCUGGUUGGUUUAGAUUUUUAUUUUUAUUUUUACAUUAAAUUCAUUAUGAAAUAAUGUAAAAAUAUUUUUUAGCUUAAGAAAUGGAAAUUCCUAAGCCUAAAAGAGUGAACAUUAAUUGUCAAAAGAUUUCAAAUAUUCUAUUGUGUCUGUCAGGUCCACAUUGGGUAGACAUCAAUAAAAAAAUAAGAAAUUACUAUGAAAUAGGCUUGGGCUGUAUACUGUGGUAUUUGUAAAUAUCCAUGGGAUGGUUUUUCAAUAAUGUCAAUACCUUUAAAACUAUUUAUUUGAAGUUUUUCAAUAAAUGUUAAUAUUUGUAGCUACUUUUUAAGUAAAUACCUGCAGUCAACUUGUGCAAUACGUUAGGAGAUAAAGCAGAUCGCGUUCUUCAGUUCACCUGUCACAUAAUUUUACAUUAUGAAGAUUACCGUAGUUCCCCAGAACAGUUGAGCCAGUCAGGUGUUUGUAAAUAGCACAAUGGGAGAAAUUGGGAGCAGGCGAGUCCAGCUGUGCAUUGACAGGGGUCGCGUUUUAUAUUGAAGGUCAAGUAGUUUUUUUCUUCAAUAGUGAUGAGGGAUGUGCAACUAUAGUUUUUCCUUCACAGGCAGAUAAUAGCUUCAUUUUCAUCAGAUGACCACAGAAGUGCAAUGCUAUCUGGCUGGUAGCCACACAAGUAAAUGAGCGUACAAUGAAAAAGCAAAAAUGAUGCAUGGCCAUCAUAUUUCUGUUUAUCAUAGAAGGAAUGUAGCCAGCUACAUUUCCUAAUGUUUUGCUUAAAGUUAAUCUUGCAUUUUACAGAGAAAAGUAGGCUGGCUACACUGAGAAGUGAGAAAAGUAGUACACGUCAGUCAGAGCGCUGUCUGCUGAUAUAAUGCCCUUUCCUGAAUUCUCAUUUGAGUGGAGAAGUGCGACUGAAGUUACUGAAUUAUGGUGACGUGGGCAUCAUAUUAUGUACGUUUUGGAUGAGUUAUUUGUACAGCUGCCACUGCUAUCUUUUGAUUUCCUUGCGUUUUUUCUCCUCUCCAUUUUCUGCCUUUCUGCUCCUCCCCCAUCUUCUUCGAGCAGAGCAGGCAUUACUUCGUUUUUAUUUGAUUACUUUAUUAUUUUAAAUCCUUAAAGUAAUCUAAUCUCUGCUCAGGCAGUAGCAGCCAGCCAGCCAGCCAGCCAGACCAUCUAUUUGGUAUUUUAUUAGGAUCCCCAUUAGCUGUUGCAAAAGCAGCAGCUACUCUUCCUGGGGUCCACAUGAAACAUGACAUAAUGCAGAACAUUUAAUAAACAAAAACAGCUCAAGGACAGAACUAUUGGAGAAGGAGGUAGGGACAGGAUUGAAAAAAAUAGAGAGAAACAUAAAAUGAGUGUGUUCAUGUGUGAGAGGGAGGGGGAGGGACAAAGAAAACGAGGGAGAGUGAGAGACCAGGCAUAGCUAGUUAUCCUUUUUUGACGCAGUAUUCCUUGCAUGACACAACAAAUGAAAGUUAAUUGGCUUCAUCACAAUCGACACGCCGAAAUAAAUUAAUGUGCAACUAGAACAGUCUCUAUUCCAGCCACGACUCCCACAGCUGUCAAACCUAACGCACCACCAUCAUCCGAACAAGACACAGGAAAUCAUGGCUACUGUACAAGGAAAUAAAGCACUCAGAAGCUUGUUACAUUAGUGGCCGUCUGGUCGGCCAUCGCUCAAUCAUUUUGGGUCUGGUCUAGUCUUGAAAGAAAUGUCAGUUUAUGCUCUGGGCCUGUAUCUGCGUUGCUACUGUCUGCAUCGGCUGCCAUUGUUUACUUCCACGCAGUGGAAGUGCGCUCCAUUGUUCCACCUCGUCCUAUUCCUGCCUCAGAGAUAUUAAAAUGGCUACUGCCUGGUCUCUCGCUCUCCCUCGUUUUCUUUGUCCAUCCCCCUCCCUCUCACACACAAACACACUCAUUUUAUGUUUCUCUCUACUUUUCUCAAUCCUGUCCCUACCUCCUCCAAUCUCUUGCUUUUACUUAUUCUCUCCUCUCUAAAUCUAUUCUCCCUCUCUUAUUCUCACUCUAUUCCCACCCCCAGCUCUCUGCUUCCCCAAGAAAACAAUAUUUUCUCCAGGGCCAAUUGUAUUUUCUGCUCUUGCACCUUAGUGGCCAUUCAGAAUGUGGACCAGAAAAAGUUUCUGACAAUGACAACUGCUAUACUCAUCUUCUCCCACCAUAGGUAUAGAGUACAUAGUCCUACUAUUAUAUUGUCUAUGACUCAAGCUCUCUGGCCUUCACACACAAGAAUGUUAAGAAAGGACAACAUUGAUUCAUUAGAUGUGUUUCUCACAGGCAAGUCAGAUUCUUGUCGUGCCAUGUCCCAAACUUGACCCUGACUGUAGGAGGAGGAAAGGAUUAAUGGCUUUCUCUCAAGGAGUGAAAGGUUGCGCAACUGGGAAAGAUUUGCCUGAUUCACUGACUGAACACAAGCAGUGUGAAUCUGACCUGGCCAAGAGUGUGCCGGUACUGUGCUGUCACGUCAGUUCACGCGUGCUGAUGAUGGCCACAUCUGCUUCCCCUGCACACAUUUAAUUUCUGUCUCUUUGUUUUUGUCUCCCCCCUUCUCUUUCUCACACUUCUCCUCUCUCUUCCUCUGAAUCACUCACUUUCUAUUGCUCCUUCGCUCGCUCACUUUCUCUCUCCCCCCAGGUUGGCAGCGGCAGAGGGAAAGGAACCGCGCUUCAUGAGAGAAGAGGAGGAAAGCAGUGAGGAAGAGGAGGAUGAACUAACCCCAGAGGAUCAAGGUGGGCCGUGUGUCUCUCUUCCCCCUCUUCGUCGUCCUCCUCUCAUCCCCACCUUGUCUCUAUUGCCAUUGGGCGUCCGGCCCUGACCUUUCCCUGACCUCUCCCUGUGUUGUCGUGUCAAGCCCUGUGUGCUCUGAUAACGGAUUCUCUCAGCUCAGUGGCCACAAGCGCGGCCAAUGGUCCAAACAAAGCACACUCCUGGGGACUGUUCCAGUUUACUCUGGUCCAUUUUGCUCCAGACCCACACGUGUCUCUCCGCCCUUUUUAUCUCUGCAGUACAGGGAAACGCAAGUCCCCAAAAUAUCAAUUCUCCCCAAAUACUGAAAUGUGUGUGUGGUACAUUGAUGUUGAUGUCAUCACCAUGUAGGUUUUAAUGCCUUACUAGGUGUGUCCAGACACACUUCAUAGAACCAUGAUAGAAUGUUCAAUAUCAUAGAACAUUGCAAAUAUGGUGCUUUUUUUGCACCUGUAAUAGCAACCUUGUAUACACUACAUGUGGACACCUGCUCGUCGAACAUCUCAUUCCAAAAUCAUGGGCAUUAAUAUGGAGUUGGUCCCCUCUUUGCUGCUAUAACAGCCUCCACUCUUCUUGGAAGGCUUUCCACUAGAUGUUGGAACAUUGCUGCGGGCACUUGCUUCCAUUCAGCCUCGAGCAUUAAUGAGGUCGGGCACUGAUGUUGGGUGAUUAGGCCUGGCUUGCAGUCGACGUUCAAAUUAAUCUGAAAGGUGUUCAAUGGAGUUGAGGUCAGGGCUCUGUGUAGGCCAGUCAAGUUCUUCCACACUGAUCUCAACAAACCAUUUCUGUAUGGACCUCGCUUUGUUUCCCAAACUGUUGCCACAAAGUUGGAAGCACAGAAUCGUCUAGAAUGUCAUUGUAUGCUGUAGUGUUAAGAUUUCCCUUCACUGGAACUAAGGGGCCUAGCCCGAACCAUGAAAAACCGCCCCAGACCAUUACAGUGCCUUGCAAAAGUAUUCAUCCCCCUUGGCGUUUUUCCUAUUUUGUUGCAUUACAACCUUUGAUUUUUAUUUGGAUUUCAUGUAAUGGACAUACACAAAAUAGUCCAAAUUGGUGAAGUAAAAUGAAAAAAUAACAGAAAAGUGGUGCGUGCAUAUGUAUUCACCCCUUUGCUAUGAAGCCCCUAAAUAAGAUCUGGUGCAACCAAUUACCUUCAGAAGUCACAUAAUUAGUUAGAUUGCACACCGGUGGACUUUAUUUAAGUGUCACAUGAUCUCAGUGUAUAUAUACACCUGUUCUGAAAGGCCCCAGAGUCUGCAACACCACUAAGCAAGGGGCACCACCAAGCAAGCGGCACCAUGAAGACCAAGGAGCUCUCCAAACAGGUCAGGGACAAAGUUGUGGAGUAGUACAGAUCAGGGUUGGGUUAUAAAAAAAAUAUCAAACUUUGAACAUCCCACGGAGCACCAUUAAAUCCAUUAUUAAAAAAUGGAAAGAAUAUGGCACCACAACAAACAUGCCAAGAGAGGGCCGCCCACCAAAACUCACGGACCAGGCAAUGAGGGCAUUAAUCAGAGAGGCAACAAAGAAACCAAAGAGAACCUGAAGGCGCUGCAAAGCUCCACAGCGGAGAUUGGAGUAUCUGUCCAUAGGACCACUUUAAGCCGUACACUCCACAGUGCUGGGCUUUAUGGAAGAGUGGCCAGAAAAAAGCCAUUGCUUAAAGAAAAAAAUAAGCAAACACGUUUGGUGUUCGCCAAAAGCCAUGUGGGAGACUCCCCAAACAUAUGGAAGAAGGUACUCUGGUCAGAUGAGACUAAAAUUGAGCUUUUUGGCCAUAAAGGAAAAUGCUAUAUCUGGAGCAAACCCAACACCUCUCAUCACCUGAGAACACCAUCCCCACAGUGAAGCAUGGUGGUGGCAGCAUCAUGCUGUGGGGAUGUUUUUCAUUGGCAGGGACUGGGAAACUGGUCAGAAUUGAAGGAAUGAUGAAUGGCGCUAAAUACAGGGAAAUUCUUCAGGGAAACCUGUUUGUCUUCCAGCGAUUUGAGACUUGGACAGAGGUUCACCUUCCAGCAGGACAAUGACCCUAAGCAUACUGCUAAAGCAACACGCGAGUGGUUUAAGGGGAAACAUUUAAAUGUCUUGGAAUGGCCUAGUCAAAGCCCAGACCUCAAUCCAAUAAAGAUUGCUGUACACCAGCGAAACCCAUCCAACUUGAAGGAGCUGGAGCAGUUUUGCCUUGAAGAAUGGGCAAAAAUCCCAGUGGCUAGAUGUGCCAGGCUUAUAGAGACAUACCCCAAGAGACUUGCAGCUGUAAUUGCUGCAAAAGGUGGCACAACAAAAUUGGAAAAAUGCCAAGGGGGGUGAAUACUUUCGCAAGCCACUGUAUUCCUCCUCCACCAAACUUUACAGUUGGCACGAUGCAUUGGGGCAGGUAGUGUUCUCCUGGCAUCCGCCAAACCCAGAUUCAUCCAUCGGACUGCCAGAUGGUGAAGAGUGAUUAAUCACUGCAGAGAACGCGUUUCCACUGCUCCAGAGUCCAAUGGCGGCGAGCUUAACACCACUCCAGCCGACGCCUGGCAUUACGCAUGGUGAUCUUAGGUUUGUGUGCGGCUGCUUGGCCAUGGAAACCCAUUUCAUGAAGCUCCCGAAGUACUGUUCUUGUGCUGACGUUGCUUCCAGAGGCAGUUUGGAACUCAGUAGUGGGUGUUGCAACAGAGGAAAGACAAUUUUUACGUGCUUCAGCACUUGGCGGUCCCGUUCUGUGAGCUUGUGUGGCCUACCACUUCACGGCUGAGCCGUUGUUGCUCCUAGACGUUUCCACUUCACAAUAACAGCACUUACAGUUGACCGGGGCAGCUCUAGCAGGGCAGAAAUUUGACGAAGUGACUUGUUGUAAUGGUGGCAUCAUAUGACGGUGCCACUUUGAAAGUCACUGAGCUCUUCAGUAAGGCCAUUCUACUGCCAAUGUGCAUCUAUGGAGGUUGCAUGGCUUUGUGCCCGAUUUUAUACACCUGUCAGCAAUGAGUGUGGCUGAAAUAGCCGAAUCCACUAAUUUGAAGGGGUGUCCACAUACUUUUGUAUAUAUAGUGUAUGAGACAUGGUAAAAAGCACUCAUACAUAUUAGAUGGGCCAUCAACUGAAAUAUGAAAUGUAUUUUAAUAUUAGAUUAUUUUUAGAUUUUCUAAAGUAUGAGUGACCUGGAUUUGAAGUAGUUAUUCCCCCCAGUGUGAAUCUCCCAUUAUAGUGGUGCCCUUGCAGGCUAGCACGCAGGACGGACACUUUGCUCCAAUCCUUUUUCCAGCUGACCAACUCUCAGUAAAUAUGCACAACCCCCUAUUUUAUUUAUGCUGCAAGCACCUGAAUGGAGUUCAUUUUGAAUUCUACCUGAAUGGUGUUGCUUUAGUAUUGACCAGACAUCAUUUUAGUUUAAAAUGAGUUGGAUAAAAUGUGUGCUUAGAAGAAACAGCAAUGGAAUUGAUUGGAGUGACAUUGAUGUCUAGUAGUAACUAUUUACAAAAAAUAAGCCUCGCCUGCCUCUUACAGCACCUUGUGCGGCUGCAGUUGCAAGUCAGCUUUGAAAAUGUCUCUGUGUGUAGUAGUAGUAGUUUGAUGCUAUAAUUGGAAAGCAGUUAUAUUUUUUUAACAGUUUUUCGUAUCAGAACCAUGUCCUUGAAAGUAGAUUUAGAUUCUACUGGAACUGUUCAGCCAGGAUCCUCAUAAAAAUUGUUUGAUGUAUUCGUCCUUGAAGCGCCAUUUGAGGACGAGCGUGUUAAGACUCCCCCUUCUCUUUAAACUGAAACACCCCUUUUAGCUUUUGAACGCUCCAUCUGAGCCUCCCCUAACAUAGCUCUCUAUCGCUGUGUUUCCUCCACAUAGACAGUGUAAAUCAUGUUUACGCGUCUGAGUUGUGCCUCUCCUAGCCUCCCUCUGCACCACAUACCCUCAGUCUUUCUCCAUCUUUCUCUCUCACUCACUCUCUCUCCCCCUCAGCGAAAAAGAAGCAGUUCCAAAGGAUGAGGAAGAUCCAUUACAACGAGGGCCUCAACAUCAUGAUGGCCAGGCAACUCAUAGCCAACGAGUUGGCGGAAGAUGAGGAUGAAGAGAUGAGGGAUGAAACUGAGGACAUCAACGUAGACCCUCCGCAAGACGGUAAGAGAAAUAGGGGUACUCAAAUCUUCUUAAUCCAGGGAAUUUCAUAUGGUGACUAA
This is a messenger RNA of Coregonus sp. 'balchen', 18801 nucleotides long. NCBI's taxonomy places the organism in Eukaryota, Metazoa, Chordata, Actinopteri, Salmoniformes, Salmonidae. The record is from the annotation of a GenBank genome assembly.